CCACCCUCUCAGGCCCCUGCGCUAGACGAGGGAGAGCGGAACAUAUACAACAAACUGAAAGAGAAGUUCAACCCGUCCGAAUUGGUCGUUCAAGACGUGUCAGGGGGUUGCGGAUCGUUCUAUGCCAUCACUAUUGCAAGUGAUGCUUUCAAGGGGUUACCCAUGGUGAAGCAGCACCGAAUGGUGAAUGACGUGCUAAAGAAAGAGUUCGAGGGCAUCCAUGGCUUGCAAGUG
Gloeophyllum trabeum ATCC 11539 is the source of this 234-nucleotide messenger RNA. RefSeq names its product bola-like protein. NCBI's taxonomy places the organism in Eukaryota, Fungi, Basidiomycota, Agaricomycetes, Gloeophyllales, Gloeophyllaceae. The transcript has 2 exons. The annotation marks the transcript as partial. The record is from RefSeq and is a predicted model, not a curated record.